UAUCAAACAGAUGUUUCUUGCUUCUCCCACUGUUGUAUGAAGCACGAAAAACUGCCUGAUUAUACGAUGUGAGAUUUAAAUUCCACGUUUUUACGAGCUGUUGAAGAUAUUUUAAGACUUGUGUAGCUUGAUGGUUAACUAUCUCGGAUGUUUUUUCUUUUUGCCUAGAAUGUUUCUGCUAUGCAAAUUACUAAGCGUUUGGAUUUUAAUAUGAUGCGGAAAAUCGUUGGAUUUGCUAUUUUUGUCCUCUGUGCGUGUGCUGGCGUCAACGUUCUGUUUUUCUCCGUUGCGGAUGACGUCACGCGUCAAAGGCUGUAUUCCGGAUACGCAUACGGGAGUCGACACUUUGCAAAUGGUCCUUCAUCUUCAAAGACGAUUGGUGCGUUAAACGAGAAUGUACUUCAAAGAAUUACGCAACGAAAACUCCAUGACACACAAAGUAUAAAUUCUUCAAACCCCACAGCAAGCGAUGAACGAAUUUAUUCAUUUUCAGUAAAUCCACACCGCGCAUGCGCACGGAAUGAAACAACACCCGGUGGUGAACUUUGGGGUUUGCUAACAAUCGUCAUAAGCAACGUGAAUAAUUUUAAAAGACGAAAUGCAAUAAGAAACACUUGGGGAUCUACAGAAAAGGAUACGAACUCUAAAUUGCUUUUUCUUGUUGGUCUAGAUGUGGAAUCACGAUCUUAUUCAGCGGUAACAAACGAGGCGAAAUUAUAUGGCGAUAUUAUACAAGUCGAAUUACUUGACCAAUACAAGGAUUUGACCUACAAAUCGAUCGCUAUGUUACAGUGGAUGAUCGAUUAUUGUCCGAAUGUGAAAUUUUAUAUGAAAACUGACGAUGAUGUUUAUGCAAAUAUUGAAAACAUUGUCGGGGCUUUAGACGCAACGAAACAGAGACGAAAAGGUUUCUAUUGUCAUGUUUUCAAAAACGCACCAGCAAUUCGAGACAUUAAUUCCAAAUGGUAUGUGUCUAAAACGGAGUACAGUGGAAAUGUUUUCCCAACGUAUUGCGCAGGACCUGCGUAUAUUUUUGACGCAUCUGUGAUCAAGGACCUUUACCGAUCUACUUUGAAUUCACCAUUCCUUAGCAUGGAAGAUGUGUUUAUAACGGGUCUUUCUGCAAAACCGUUGAACCUGUUCCAUCAACACGAUGGACGAAUGGAUUUUAACAGAAGAGAACCGACAGGUUGUGUUUUUCAAAAGACCCUUGCAGCUCAUCAAAUGACGGAAGCAGACAUGUUUGUGAUAUUCUCCCAGCUGCAGAGCAAAGAAGUGGACUGUGAUACAAAUACUAACAAUUAUUUGACUAAAUUUGCGGAUAGUUGAAGACUGUAAAAUGACAAAUAAAACUAGAAACGUGUGAAUUGCCAUUUAAUGUAAAUUGUGUAAAUAAAACAAACCAACACAUAAAUAAAACAUAAAAUAACGCUAAUUUGUUCCUAGAAAAUAACGAAAUCAAUGUAUUUCUCCUCAUAACCAAUGCAAAUAACAAUACAAGACCACACUCUCGCGUAACAGCAUGCCAACGAGAGUGAAUAAUAUAAUGCUUUUAUAACUUAUUUCACACUAUUUGUAAAAUAUAUAUAUAUAUAUAUAUAUAUAUUUUGGAAAUCAACAAGUUAAACAAAUGCAAAUUUAAACACAUUGCUUAUAUACCUAACCUAAUUAAGCUCGUAUAACAAAGACAAAUUGUUAACUAUGCAAAAACAUUCGCCAUUUUCACUGUAUUUUGAGCCGUUUAUUGUUGUCCAUGUUAUACAUGAGUAUAUAACAAGUUUCUCUGAGUUUGUUGUUAAAAUUGAUUCUAAUCAUUGGCCCAGGUGAUGUUUUAACUGAUCAAAUGGUAUGUUGCUGUCCAAUAUCAUUAAUUUUGUUUCCAUCUGCAUGGAUAGUACCUCAUAAGACUAAAAGAAGGCUACUUUUAACGUUUCAAUAUUCUUCUGCGCUUGAAAAAAAGGAGAUUUCUUUUAUACACCAUACAUGUCUAUCAAAAAAUCAUAGACAAGUUAUAUGGACAUUUCUAUGUAGGACAUUAAUAUUACUUAAAUUGUGAAUUGCAAUUAUCAAAACUAUUUUCUGUUAAGUUCAUACCAUUAGACCACUGGCACCGGAUUUUCAAACUCAAUCAUUUUUUUUAAAAUCAAAAACAAUCUUAUAAUUCCGAACUAAAAAUUAUAAUACCGAAAAUGUGAAAAAAAUAUUGAA
Mya arenaria is the source of this 2208-nucleotide messenger RNA. RefSeq names its product beta-1,3-galactosyltransferase 1-like. The record is from RefSeq and is a predicted model, not a curated record. NCBI's taxonomy places the organism in Eukaryota, Metazoa, Mollusca, Bivalvia, Myida, Myidae. Gene Ontology annotation, molecular function: hexosyltransferase activity. Gene Ontology annotation, cellular component: membrane. Bases 181 to 1329 code for a protein of 382 amino acids. The transcript is spliced from 3 exons.